CUGGCGCGCGGGGCCCUCCCGGGGCCGGGUGUCCAGCCUCCCGGCGCUUGUCCCGGCCGUGGGACAGGCCGGGUUCCGUCCCUGCCCCGACGAGUGGGCCCAGCGCCAGCGCUGGGGUCGUCCGAAACAAUUUCCGGACGCCGGUCCCGGAAAGUCGGCUUUUAGGGGCCGCGGCAUCGGCGCUUUUUGCCUCUGCCACUGUCAGCGCGUGCCUUUGUGGACACCUGGGGGCCGAGGGAGCCCCCGAGAGGCGAAAAUCCGGACACAGUGAGAAGGGAGCCUUGGCCCUGGCCAAACCCCUUCCCCGCGGGUUAAGGUGGGCACCCGGUGAGCUCAGGGAUGAGCCCCGACAGACCCACCUACUGGCGGUGCCCGAUGCGUGCUGGUGGCUCCGGCUGGGGAACUUGUGGCGGAGGUGGACAUCACCCCUCUCGACCAAGCUAGGCAGGUGGCCUCCUCCCCUCUGCUCUCCAGAUAACAUGUCUGUUCCGGGAUCCUAUCAGGCGGCCGCGGGGCCUUCCUCAGUGCCGUCCGCACCCCCGUCCUAUGAAGAGACAGUGGCGGUUAACAGUUACUUCCCCGUGCCUCCUGCACCUGUGCCAGGGCCGACCACGGGGCUGGUGACGGGCCCAGACGGGAAGGGCAUGAAUCCCCCCGCGUACUACACCCAGCCAGUGCCCGUCCCCAACGCCAACGCAAUUGCUGUGCAGACCGUCUACGUGCAGCAGCCAGUGUCCUUUUUCGACCGUCCAGUCCAGAUGUGCUGUCCUUCGUGCAACAAGAUGAUCGUGACCCAGCUGUCCUAUAACGCCGGUGCCCUCACCUGGCUCUCCUGCGGGAGCUUGUGCCUGCUGGGGUGCGUGGCAGGCUGCUGCUUCAUUCCCUUCUGCGUGGACGCCCUACAGGACGUGGACCACUACUGUCCCAACUGCAAAGCUCUCCUGGGGACCUACAAGCGCUUGUAGGACUCGGCCAGACCCGGAGGGAGCCGCGCGCCGCAGGGAGUGCUCUCCGACUCGUACCCAGUCCCGCCCCUGGUGGGGGUUCCACCUUGCCGGCCUCGUCUCCCCAGGGGCUUCACCUUCGUGUCUUCUUUUGGGGGCAAAAAAAUACAUCGCCAACGCACCCCACCUCCAGAACCCCAGACGUUGCUGCUUGGCGUCGUGCACAGGACACGCAAAGACGUUCACCUUGAGUGCUGGUUCAAGGGCCUCCCGCCUACCGUGACCCCAAGUCACCCCGUCCAACUGUGACCGUUGCCCCGUCCAAGUAUCUUCUGGUGAUUGGCCGGUGGCCGGCUGCCUCGGGGCCCUUUUCUUGCCUCGGGGGCCUUUCCGGGGGACAGUCUCAAACCGAGAAGCCGCACGUUGCCUUAUUUUUUGAGACCGUUCUGGCCCAGAUACCGAAUACAGCUGACCCAGCCUUUUGAGUGCUUGCCUUCAGGCUCAUCUGUGUCCCCCCGCCCCCACCGCCCCCCUUGUGGCGACAAAAAAUCUUGCCUUAUAAACUAAGGGCUUGGCUCUCAGAGUCUGUAACGGCGGGCUUUUCAUUAGCACACCGAUUCACUUUAAUUUCUUCAUUCCUUCUUAAGUGCAAGGAGGACCUACUCACACCCGCCAGACACAUGUCCGUGAGGUCAGAAAUGCAUGCUGAAAACGUAGGGCCGGAUCCACCCAUGGAUCUGGUUUCCCUCAGUUGCUUUCCAUGAAGGGCUUUUUUUUUAUUCUUGGAGAGGAAUUGUUUGUAUUAACCGCUCUUAUGACCCCCUUUUGGUCUUAAACACUUUGGGACCUCAUUUUGAAAGGAGGGAUUUAUAGAACCAUUUUUCUUAACCAUAUGACUGUCACCACGUUCCCAUUUGCCAGUGCACUUUCUCUCUUUUUUUGUUUUUGGUCCUUAACGGAAAAAGUAAUGGAUAAUUUCAUCCACUGCUUCUCCUUGGGUUUAGCGUGGUUCUUAAAAACCUCUAUAAUGGCGCUCUUAAAGAGGGACCCCAUUUGGGUUCCCAGUGGUUAGAAAGGCCAAGGAAGAGCAGUUUCAGCACAUCCCGGUACCGCGGUGCUGGAGAGCUUGGGGACCUGACUGUUGCAAGGGAAUCUAAAUUCUGAUUUUAUUUUUCAGAGAUACAGUUUGUUGUAGGACGUCGGAAGACAUGUUUCUGGGACUCAAUCGGCAAACCAGAGUCCUCGGUUGGCUGUUGUGUCAUCUUCGAAAUCAAGAUAAAGCUGGGGUCCGGCUUUCAAGAGUCCCCGUUUUGAUACUGAAUAUGCACAGGGCGUGCAUGUGAAUGAUAUGUAGAAAUCAAGCCUAGGGCUUGAACAAAAAUCUGUAUAUUGGCUGAAAAUCCUAGCUGUAACCAUUGAUUCAGCUUAUACAUUGGAUGUUCUGAAAGUAAUUAUUUUUGCAACGAUUUAUGGAUACUACAUAGUACUUUGGUGUUAUCUGCUUUUACAAAAUAAAGUCUUUGGUUUACUCGGUGAA
This is a messenger RNA of Acinonyx jubatus (cheetah), 2481 nucleotides long. RefSeq names its product lipopolysaccharide induced TNF factor (gene LITAF). The transcript has 4 exons. Gene Ontology annotation, biological process: regulation of cytokine production. The record is from RefSeq and is a predicted model, not a curated record. Bases 480 to 965 code for a protein of 161 amino acids. Gene Ontology annotation, molecular function: zinc ion binding. NCBI's taxonomy places the organism in Eukaryota, Metazoa, Chordata, Mammalia, Carnivora, Felidae.